GCCCUGCGGUGUGGAGCCGAUUGCCUCCCGCCUGCCGUGUCAAUCGAAGAAAGUUGUUGGAAAGAGACGGGAGAAGGACCGAAAUUCGGAUAUUUCGCCUCAACAAUUUCCAUUGUCACGUAACCUAGAAAUCUUUCUUUUUGAUUUUGUCUGCUUUUGCUUCUCUAUUUCGGUGUGAUUGUCGCGGGGACGGCUAUCCGUGGGAUCGGCUGCCUUGUGCUCCAUGUUCCACUCCAGUUGACUUUCUGCGGAUGGCAAGAGGAUGAAAAGAAGCCGGGUUUGACUCGUUCGUUAUAAAAAUUUCAAAAUACUUGGUAUUUAUACCGCGCCAUUCGCCGCAUUCUCUUUUAAAUCCUACCAGAACAGAGUGAUACCUUGACCGUCACUCUCACCCUCCGGUCACAGCGGCAUGUCAUCCAAUAUGACGUCGUCGGCCGAAUAUAAACCACCAGCAACGGCUGCAGAUGCUGCCACCGGCUCUGGCACCACCGCCAGCAGCAGCAGCAGCAGCAGCACGAUGGCCUCGCCGCAGCAACAGCAGCAACACCAAAUACACAACCAGUUGUCCGGUGCACAAGCACCUCAUAGCCCCAAUCUCCCGUCGCGCAUUGCGUCGGUGAUGAUUAUGGGCUUGACGGGUGUCAUCUCAAGGGCGUUCUUGUACGGCUUCAACGACAUUGAAGUCAAGGGCCUCGAUAGGUUUAAGCAGCUUUUAGACAGUCGUGAAGAUGCUGAACGGAGAGAGCGUGGACUUCUCACAGUCUCCAACCAUAUCAGUGUUCUCGAUGACCCCGUAGUAUGGGGUGUCCUCCCAUUAAGUUACGCCUUCAACCCGAACAACCUCCGAUGGACACUGGCCGCUCAUGACAUCUGCUUCGCCAACCCAACAUUCUCCGCCUUCUUCACAGCCGGCCAAGUCCUCCCCUGCCACCGCCUCAAACACUCCCCGCACGGCGGUCUCUUCCAGCCCUCGCUCACCCAAGCCAUCCGCCUCUUGUCGUCCCAACCCUUCGUCCAACCGGGCUUCUCCCCCAACGCGCCCCUGGUGACCUCCCCCAUCACCUCCCUCCCCACCCCUUCGGCAGUCGACAUCCCCGACCCCUUCACCAUCGGCACCCUCACCUACUCGACCACCGGCUUGGACUCGCACCCGGCGCCCUCCAUCUACACCUCCAACCGACACUCGUGGGUGCACGUCUUCCCCGAGGGUCUGGUCCACCAGCACCCGCAGGUGGAUCUCCGGUACUUCAAGUGGGGCGUUGCGCGCCUGAUUCUGGAGAGCGAGCCGGCGCCCGAUGUGGUGCCCAUGUUCAUCGACGGCACGCAGCAGGUAAUGAACGAGGAGCGCGGGUUCCCGCGCUUCCUGCCGCGGAUCGGCAAGAAGAUCAGGGUGGCGUUUGGGGAGGUGGUGGAUUACGAGAGCACGUUUGGGGAUUUGAGGAGGAGGUGGAGGCGUGAGGUUGAGAGGGUGCGCCAGCAGGAGGAGGAAGCGGAAGCUGCUGCUAAGAGUAAAGGGGAGAUGGUCGAGACCAAGACCAAGCCGAGGUUGCUGGGUGACUUGCCUGAGCAGCUCAAGUAUUCGGAGGAGGCGCAGCAGAUCAGGAUCGAGUGCGCGAGGAGGAUGAGGGAGCAGGUGCUGAAAGUCAGGAGGGAGUUGGGCGGGUAUGAGGAGAGCGAUCCGAGCUUUGGAGAGGCGGGCACGUGGGCGCCGGAUGAGAAGGUUAAGGCCAAGAAGUAUAAGAGCAGGGUCGAUGGGAGCGAGAUCAACCAGGAUUAGGAGUGCCGUGGUUAGUAGCUCGUUGGGGAACCCACCCUAUCGAGCCUAUGUGAAAAUGAGAGUGGAGAUGGAGGAGGAGUGUAGUCGGGAUCGAGGUAGGCCAGAGCGUGGCUACCUACCUAGCUGCCCGAACCUACCUCGGUCUGAGAAGGAAGGAGAUGAAGCAGAGGCACUAUGUGUAGGUAUUUUGUAUGUAUAUAGAUUUGCGGGUUGAUAACAUGGGCGUCUGUGUUAGUGGCGAAAAUCUAGAAAGCGGGCGAAUCAAGAUAGAGCAAGGUUGGGAAAAGCAAUAUACUGUAUUUUAUUGAAGGUAUCAAAGACGGCAGUCGAGC
This is a messenger RNA of Neurospora tetraspora, 2109 nucleotides long. RefSeq lists its product as uncharacterized. The coding region runs from base 410 to 1777 and encodes 455 amino acids. The record is from RefSeq and is a predicted model, not a curated record. Gene Ontology annotation, cellular component: mitochondrial membrane. Gene Ontology annotation, molecular function: 1-acylglycerophosphocholine O-acyltransferase activity. Lineage: Eukaryota; Fungi; Ascomycota; Sordariomycetes; Sordariales; Sordariaceae. The transcript is spliced from 4 exons. Gene Ontology annotation, biological process: inner mitochondrial membrane organization; cardiolipin acyl-chain remodeling.